AUGGGCUUACCAAAUUUUGUAAUAGAUUUUCAUAUGCAUGAUGACUGCAAGCAACUGAAGCAUGCAGCCAGAGCAAAAGUUGCCAAGACUAAGACUGCAAAGAAAGCGAUUCUAGAUGCUCAUGGGGUGCAAUUUUCUGUGCUCAAUGAGCUCCCAGGCUGGCUUCCCACCUCACUCAUCAAACAGUUUAUCUAUGAUGAAAUCACUGUAGGAUACCUGCUUGACAGUGUGGGAUUGGAAUUAUAUGAGGUGACUAUUAGGUCAAUCAUCUGGCCAUUGAUUCUAGACAAUGAUCAUGCCCUUCCAAAAGCUGAUCAAUGGUGUUGCCUCUCAAACAUACUCCCAUUUGUCCUCAACAGCAAGAACCAACUUACAUUUCAGUGUAAUGUACAAGCAAUCUACAAGUUGUAUCUUUACCUGGCAGUCUCUGAAUGUAUCCUUGCAAACAAGUCAAUGUUGUCCCUCAGUGUCCACCAAACAAUCAAUAGCCAUCUUGCAAUGCACUACUCAGUUGUCUUUAAGCAUUAUGGCCCUGCUUAUGCAACCUGGCUCUUUGGAUUUGAAUGCUUCAAUGGUGUCUUGGAGGAUGUAAACCUCAAUGGGCAUGGUGGCAGAGAGAUGGAGUGUUCACUUGCUCACAAUUGGAUUGAGAAACAUAGUUUAUAUGAGCUAGAAAGCUAUCUCCCUACCUGA
Messenger RNA from Pisolithus orientalis, 693 nucleotides. RefSeq lists its product as uncharacterized. The record is from RefSeq and is a predicted model, not a curated record. Lineage: Eukaryota; Fungi; Basidiomycota; Agaricomycetes; Boletales; Pisolithaceae. The transcript has 6 exons. The coding region runs from base 1 to 693 and encodes 230 amino acids.